AUGGACGAUGACGGAGCCUACCGAGACGGCCGCACCGACUUCAUCCGUGGUGCCAAGGACAUCGCCAAAGUGGCCAAGAAGCAGGUUGGCAAGAAGGUUGGGCGUGGCGUGGACAAGAUGUCCGACGAGUACACUAAGCGUUCGUACAAACGUUUUGAGGAAGAAGAUGAUGAGGAUGACUAUGCGGGUGUGCCCGGCAAUGACGGUGGCUACUAUCGCAAUGACAGUCGGGCCAACGACGACGAGGGCGGCCACAGUGACUCCACCGAGGGACAUGACGAGGACGAUGAGAUUUAUGAGGGGGAGUACCAGGGCAUCCCGAGGGCUGACUCGGGUAAGGUGGGCGGGAUUGAUGGGGUGACAGCGGUGCAGGCGCAGCAGUUCAGGGACCUGUCAGCCUACGAGGCAGAGAGGAGGAAAGACCAGGAGGAGUUGGCCGAGCAGUACGAGACCAUCCUGCAGGAGUGCGGCCACGGCAAGUUCCAGUGGACGCUCUACUUUGUGUUGGGGCUGGCACUUAUGGCAGACGGCGUGGAAAUCUUUGUGGUAGGCUUCGUGCUGCCCAGCGCUGAAAAGGACAUGUGCCUGUCCGAGCCCAACAAGGGCAUGCUGGGUAAGAUGUGUAAACUUCAACUCAUCACUCCUCAUUAUGUCCCUUCUUCUCUCCCUCCUUUCAUUGCCUUCCUGUUCUCGCUCUCUCUCCUCCCUCCUCUGUCAUCAGAUCUGUUCAAGUACAGAUUGAUCAACAGCAGACUGAUCAAUAGCACCUUCCUGCACAACAAAGAGGGCUGUCUGCUGAGUGACAUCAGCGAUGACAAUAACGCCUACAUGGUUUACUUCGUGAGCUUCCUGGGCACUUUAGCCGUGUUGCCCGGCAACAUCGUCUCGGCACUGCUGAUGGACAAGAUCGGACGGCUGAGGAUGCUGGCUGGCUCCAGUGUGAUAUCUUGCAUCAGCUGUUUCUUCCUGUCAUUUGGCAACAGCGAAUCAGCCAUGAUUGCUCUGCUUUGCCUGUUCGGGGGCAUUAGCAUCGCCUCCUGGAAUGCCCUGGAUGUGCUGACUGUUGAGCUCUACCCCUCUGACAAGAGAACCACGGCGUUCGGCUUCCUCAACGCCCUCUGCAAGCUGGCGGCCGUGCUGGGCAUCAGCAUCUUCACUUCUUUCGUGGGCAUCACCAAAGCCGUGCCCAUCCUGUUCGCCUCCGGGGCGCUGGCUGCCGGCAGCUUCCUGGCACUCAAGCUGCCGGAGACACGGGGCCAGGUGCUGCAGUAG
Messenger RNA from Lampris incognitus (smalleye Pacific opah), 1272 nucleotides. RefSeq names its product synaptic vesicle glycoprotein 2A (gene sv2a). Gene Ontology annotation, molecular function: transmembrane transporter activity. Bases 1 to 1272 code for a protein of 423 amino acids. Gene Ontology annotation, biological process: transmembrane transport. The transcript is spliced from 4 exons. NCBI's taxonomy places the organism in Eukaryota, Metazoa, Chordata, Actinopteri, Lampriformes, Lampridae. The record is from RefSeq and is a predicted model, not a curated record.